GGUGUAUUUUAUUCAAUGAUAAUGCCAUGGAAUACGUGAAUACCGAGAUUGACAUUCGGAUCUAGUAAAAUUCACUGACACUGCUGCUUUACCUCAAUCUCGUAAAAUACAAACAUAACCAUUACAGUUCCUCUUGGUCCUCGCUUCCUUACGAAACAAAACAAUUCCCGUUCACAUAACAAGAUGGCUAAUAAUACACAAAUAGAAAUAGACCUAGUGUUAUAAAAGAUGGCCUGUGGGGUCUCACAGUGGCCUUCUAAUAAGUUACCAGACUACUCAAAAACCUGAAAAUUUAAACUCGAUACUUAGUCGAGCGCGAAGGAACAUUAUACUUCAAAUCGAAAUUACAUCGGGAUUCCCAACGAAUAGUUUUUUUCUGUUUUUGAAAUUACGUGUGCUAAAUAUAGAAACGAAGCCAUAGUGAGAAUUUCGUUUUACUUAGUACGAAAAUGUAUUUUUGUCUCCGAGAAAUCGCUGUGAAAAUUCCCCAUUAAUCACAGAACCACAGCUCUUCAAAAAAAACCCACGGGAAUCAAAUGCUGUCGGUUCUGGGUUUGCUCUCGAGAAACUAACGGUUCGACUACGUGUAUAUUUCCCUCGGUGAGCUUAUAUCGAGAGAGCGAUCGUGUAGCCUAACUCGACCUACCGCUCAACCGACUCAGUUUACUUUUGAUUAUUUCACGAGGCAUUGUUUUACAAUUCGGUGACGUCACAUACCACAUGCGCUUUAUGCUAUCCUUCGCCCCGUUCUUUCCUCAAUAUCGCAUCAAACAACCCUAAAACAGAAAACUCAUCAUUUGAACCGACUUUAGCGGUGGAUUCAACAUUACUAAACACUCCUGAGACCCAUAGGCAUCGAACAAAAGACAAAACAAGGCCUGCACACGUGUUGCAAAGCGUUUCCAGAGCUGGGUUUGCAGGUUUCCUAAGCUUUCGACUGCCAAAAAUCCCCUCAAAACGCCAUCCAAAAUGGCUGGUUUUGUCUUUCCCUUGAGAGUGCCAGAUGAUGAAGAGUAGUCGGAUGAGAUAGUAAGGAAAGGCUUGAAGAUUACUUGAGAAAGAUUUUUACCGGCAUAGCUUCGGGGGAAAAAACUGGUCGAAGGGAUGGAUCGAAGAGAUGUUCCUAACCAAAGCCCCGUUAAUGCACACAGCUUCUUCGAUAACUCCGGGCAUCCUAAUCCGAUGCUUCGAUCGCCGGCGUUAUCACACGAAAGGCCACCAUACGGAAUGCAUUCUUUACCAAGUGCCUUCUCUAUGAUGAGUAGGAGACCAGGGCUUUCUCACUCUGGCCAAGAUUUCCUUAGCCAAGACCCUAUCUUGGGCUCCCAAGCCAGCAUGUCACCUCCUGGGACCAUACACUCUGGACUUGGCGUAGGAAACGCUGGUCCUGGUUGGCCAUGGAUGUCUGCCCAUCCACAUAUGACAAGUCCUGACUAUUUCUCUUCUCAUAUACCUAGCGGAUGGCUGGGAGGACAUGAUCACGACCAGCACAGGGACAGAGUGGAUGAAUGUUUGUUCCCUAACCCAAGAUCACAUGGGGGAAUUAUGAAUGGAGUAUCUAAUUCUAGUAGUUAUGCCGCUGGCUCAGGCAUUUUCUAUCCGCAUCCAGCUAGCCCAACUCCUCAAAUACAUAGUUUUACACACCAUUCAAGCCCAGUGACAAUGUCAAAGAGCUGGUCAAAUCAGGGAAACCACAAUCAAAGAGUAACCUAUGAUCAUAGUGAUAACCAUCACGACUUAGACCUUUUUUCCCCUCAAAUGAAAUCUAGACAUCCUAGUCUGAGUUUGUCUGAUGAUCCAUGUGGAAUGGACAUUCCCAGCUUUCCUGAUACAGAUGGCGAUAAACAUGGCCCCCGAGGUCAAACUGAUGCAACAGGUGGUUACAGUGGAUUGCAUUUUAGCCCCAAAGAUCACCCCAUGGUGUCCCCAAAGCAGGCAAAAAGCACUGAUGCAUUGAGGUCGCCACCAAUACCCAGUAUGAAGUCACCCUCACAAACAGCUAUAAGAUCACCUUCUCAAACAAAACCACCACCACGAUCUGAGUCCAAACGGCAGGAACAGCAGAAUUCUAAACCUACUGAAACCAGAGGGAACAGUCAUUUGAAUACUUUACCACCAGUUCCAGCACACCGACCACCACAACCCGUUGAUGUCCUUCCUCCACCACCAAAAUUAGCAAAAACAAAACCAGUGCCACCUCCAAGACUACAAGUCCCUAAAUCUAUUUUGAAUGACUGUGAAAGUGUUAUUCCAUCAAAACCUGAUUUAACUGGAACUCUAAGCCGCCAAAAUAAGCAUUCUACUGUCAAAGAGGAGUCACAUGCUCAAAACUCGUCUGGUAGCCAAUGGCCAGCACUACUCAAUUCGAAGCAAUCUGGAAGUAACACUCAUAUGACAACUGCAACAACAGCAUCGAUUCGAGAGAGAAAAUUAUCCAUUCCUGAAAGACCCUCUGUUUUGCAGCAAAGUGGGCUUGCACAGCAAGCAGAGUUGCCUGCAAAGUCAUCAAUUGAUGUCGCUAGGCCUCCAGUAGUACCAAUCAGUAGCCAUAGCGCUGCACCCAUAGCACCCACCACUACCACUAAAACAACCAAAUCAGGAUUACCAGAACCUCCAAAAGUUCCGUCAGGAAAACCUCUGGCUAUGGCCAGGUUCAGGGUGCCAUUCAAUAACCAAGAAACCAGUGAUGAGGAGAGCGAUGGUAGCAGUGAAGUGAGUAGUGAAAGCGAGAGUGGCAGUGAUGCCGAGAGUGAGGAGGGGGAGGGAGAGGGAGAAGAAGUCAGCAGUGGCAGCGACAGCAGCACAGAUGAGGAGGGUACUGAUGAUGGAGAUGAGGAAGGAGGGGAGGAAGAUGAUGAUGAUGACGAUGAUGAUGAUGAAAAUCAGUCUGGUAUUUUGGCUCCUGAUAGCCAGGAUGGCACCAAGAUGCCAUCUCUAAAACGCAAACAACAACCUCUUUCAACUGGAAGCCCUAAAAGAAGAAGACGAGCUGUAGAUGAUGAUGCAGUUAUGGUUCCUCUGGAAUUAGGUUGGAAACGGCAGACACGGUUGCGGCCACUGGUUGCCGCCACCCCAGGAGGAUCACGUGGUGAUGUGUUCUAUUUCGCACCAUGUGGAAAAAAGCUCCGUACCUAUCCUGAAGUUGCUCGGUACCUAACAAGAAAUAAUAUUACCAACAUCACUGUGGAUAACUUCAGCUUCAGCACCAAGUUGUACAUUGGAGAAGUUUAUGAGUGCAAGGAUGAGAACAACUUUGAGCUGUUGAGUGAGGAGGAGGUCAAGAGUAGGAGGGAGGCUGCUGCCAUAAAGAAGAAGGCAUCUGAAAUGAUAGCAAAUCGAAGAGAAAAAAAGAGGCAAGCAGCUGACAUGGCGAAAAAAGCUCAAGAAAGCAAGAUGCGGAAGAAGAUGGAAAAGCUAAUGGCUGCAGAGGAGUCCAAGAGGGCAAAACAACAAAGAGCGGAGUCAAGAAAGCUAAAAAAACUUGAGCGCCAGCAAGCCCUGCAGCAAGCAAAACAAGCUAAAAGAGAACAAGUUCGAAUAAGGGCACAGCAAAAGAAAAUAGCUAAAGAGCAGGAAAAGCAGCAGCGACGUUUGGCCAAGAUGAGAAGACAAGAGCAGUUGAGGAUUGAAAAAGAAAUGAGAGCCCAGCAAGCGCAGGAGGCCCGUCGUAGAAAGAAGGAGGACGUUGCUAGUGCAAAGUAUGAGGAGGCGAUGAAAAAAGCCAAGGACCGAGAGCUAAAGCGUCAGCAAGCAAUUCUUCUAAAGCAGCAGGAACGAGAACAGAAACGACAGCAGCAAAUGAUGAUUCGUGCUCUUGAAAUCCAGCAAAAGGCUGAUGAGCGCGAGAGGCAAAAGGAGGAGAAAAGAAUGGAAAAGAAGUUGAUUAAAGAGAGGAAAUUGGAGCAAAAGAGAAGAGAGCUCAUCCUUACAAGAGAGCUCAAGAAGCCUGUGGAGGAUAUGGUUCUCCGUGAUGCUAAGCCACUGCCAGAGAUCCCAAGAUUGUCAAAGUGCAUCCUGCCUGGAAAAGCCUUUGCAGAUCUACUCAUGGUUGAAGAGUUUGUCCACAAUUUUGGUGGAGCACUUGAUAUAGACCCCGCAGCAGAAAUGCCAAGUAUUAGCGACAUGCAGCUCUCUAUGCUGUGCCAGGGAGAAGAUGUGUUGCUGCCAUUAUGUCAACUUCUGUUGACCCAAGCCAUGGCAGAUCCAGGCUGUGAUGGGCCUUAUGCUGUGACAAAGCUGGGGCAACCACUUCACAAAGUAGAGCUAACCGAUAACAAUACCUCCGAGAUUCUACGCUUAUUCGUGAUGAGCAGAAAUGGUGGUCCCAACGAAUUGUCAGAUGCUUUGGAAGAGCAACCCUUUCAGUCCUUGUCUCCUGUGCAGAAAGGCUCAGUCUUGGCAUUCUUGGUCAAUGAGCUUCUUUGUAGUCGCGUGAUUAUCAAGGAAAUAGAAAACAGCAUUGAGACCAUGUCUAACCUCAGAAAAGACAAAUGGAUCAUUGAAGGACGUAUAAGAAAGCUCAAAGCUAUUCAGGCAGAAAAGUACCCAGUUGUUAAGAUAAAGAAGCCACCUGGGCGCCCAAGGAAUGUAGACACCACAUCAAUAGACAAUGACAACAGCCGCGAUGCUGCAUCCAUUGCUGAUAGUAGUAUACAAGGUAAUGAUGAUGAUGAUGAUGAAGAGGAGGAAGAAGAUGAUGAUGAUGAAGAGGAGGAAGAUGAUGAUGAAGAUGGUGAAGGUGGUGGGAAUGGCUCUGGGUCCAGCGAUGAAUCAGAAGAAGAAGAGGAUGACAAAGAGCCUCAGACACAAGAAGAAUUGGAAGGAAGGUUACAAAAACUAGAAAAGAAACACGCGAAGUUCCGAACUAAACUAUUUGGCCACUCUCACUCUUUGAGGGCAUUGACCCUAGGCCAAGAUAGAUUUAAACGUCGUUACUGGGUACUCCCUCACACUGGUGGAGUGUUUGCUGAAGGUCUAACAAGUGCAGAGAAAGAUGGGAUGCAGAGUGAUAUUCCCGCCCAGGGAGAUAGAGAAAGAGUAGAAAAUCUGGAUAUAAAUAGCGCUAUCACCGAAGGAACUCAAAGACAAAGAAACAGUCAACAAGCCUCUGUUAAAAUGGAGCAAGGUGCUAUUACUCCUCUACAGUCAUCAGUGAACGGAACAAGUUGCUUGGAAACACCAACUACACCCAAACAUUCAAUUCCAGUUAACACCUCUGCUGGGCCCUCAUCUCAGUCUCAGUUUAUAAAAAUAGAAAACCUUAUCAAAAGUUCUGAUGGAGCUACAUCAGCUGUGAUAGUUUCUCCCUCACAGAAUCUUGUUGUCUCUCAAAUAAUACCCCAGAACACCUGUAACAACUGGUUCAGCCUUCUUCCGCGCAUGCCAUGCGACGAAUCAUCUCUGACUCUGUCACACACUCCACUAAGUGGAAACUUUGUCCCAACUUACAGUAAGAAGGCAGAAAUAGUACUGAUGGACUCGCCUAUUCCCAUCAAGAGACCCCCAGGCAGACCUCCUAAGAAUGCUGCACAAAUUGUUUAUCAACCAAACCUUGUGUCGCUCUUUGGAUCUGGCAGUCCCAACCUUAUGUCAUCACCAGGCAGUGCUGCGGCAUCACCUGAGAAACGAGGGCCUUGCACUAGUGCGAGUAGUACGUCUCAUGUCUCCACUAUGUCUCUAUCAUUUGAAGAGCUGAAGAAGAGUGUGUUGGAAUCUCUAAGACAGGAGCCUGCACCAAUUCCACCAGAGGUUCAGCAUGGAUGGUGGCGUCUGACGGAACCAAGCAACAUCAAAGAGCUUGUCAAGGCAUGUCAUAGCAGAGGAAUUCGCGAGAAAAUGCUCCAGAAAAAUUUCCAGAAGUACUCUGAAUAUAUUAGCUCAUCUUGUAAAAAGCCAUUCUGUGAUGAAGACGACGACUCUGAGACUGAUGAAGAGGAUGAAAAGACUGAGGACAAGCUUGCAGAGGGCACACCCGUUGACGAUAACUGGUUUCCUGCAGCAGAGUUUGCAGUAAACAAAGCCAUCAUGAAGGAGGUGGAGGAGCUUGAGGAGAAAGUGUUUGCUGCUAGUCUUCAAGUCAAGGGAUGGAAACUGCCAGCUAAGGUCACUAAAGGGCUGACCUAUAACCCUGAAGCCAAGACAGACCCAGAGAAUAACUUACUUUCGAUGGCUGCAACACGUCUUGCUGCUGUUGAGCUUGGCAUCGAGAGGCGCUACUUAAAGCACCCCUUCCGAGAUGAUAAAGUGCAGAUACCAACAAAUAUUGGAACUGCGCUCGCACCAGGAGAAGUUCCCUCCGCCGAAGCACAGGAAGAGGAAAAUAAAACAUCGCCUGGAAAGUCAAGUGGAAACAUCACCCAUGCACUGAAAGUGUGGCGUGCUGCAGUAGCAUCAGUUAGCAAUGCAUCACAGCUUGCAAUGUGCCUGUCUAUGUUGGUGGGGUACAUUGCUUGGGACAAAUCCAUCAUGAAAGUGUUCUGCCAGAUGUGCCGUAAAGGUGACAAUGAGGAGCUCCUUCUUCUAUGUGAUGGCUGUGAUCGGGGCUACCAUACCUACUGCUGCAUGCCCAAGUUGACGACUAUCCCAGAGGGAGACUGGUAUUGCAUGGACUGCAUUGUUCUGGCGGCUGGUGGAGACAACUGCUGUGUGUGUGGUGGACCAGCAGGCAAAAUGGCCAAGUGUGACAACUGCCCUAGGAACUUCCACUUGAAGUGUCUGGAACCACCGCUAGUCAAGAUGCCUCGUGUUUCCUGGACCUGUCCCAAGUGCAAAAAGCGGCGUGCGAAGAACAGCACCCCACGGCGCAAGCGGGAGAAGAAGAAACACUCUGAGUCAGACUCACUGCGGGACAUUGACUUUGAGAUGAGUCAAGACGGCGAGGAUGAAGAGGGAGACAACCAGGAGACUCGACACCACAUUAACCGCAAACAGCAGUCCAAAGACAUGGCCCCAUGCAGGACAAUACUGGCCGAGAUGGAGAAACACGACGACGCCUGGCCAUUCCUCAUCCCUGUCAACGCUAAGCAGUUCCCUGAAUACUACAAGAUCAUCCGGAAGCCAAUGGACUUCCACACGAUGAAGAUCAAGCUUCGCGAUUACCAGUACUCCUCCCCGCAAGAGUUCGCUCAAGACAGCCGACUGGUUUUCGCCAACUGCGAGGAGUUCAACGAAGAUGAUUCUGAGGUUGGCCAAGCUGGAAAACGCUUGUCAAAGUUCUUUGAAAGUCGCUGGAGUGACUUGUGCCAAGGAAGCUAGCUCUCCCGCUCUGCACGCCUUUGAUGUCGCUGAAGUAGUUCAAGUUUCGAGUCGUCCUAUUGGGGAAUAUCGGGAAAGGGUCUCAAUAAAAACCGAAAUAAAAAGAAUAGACAAAAAACAAUGGACUAUUUGUAUAGUUUAGAUAGCCGACGCCCUGGACUUUUCAACAAAGCAAUGAAAAGCUAUUUUCUAAAAAUAAUGCCUUCGAGUUUCAAAGUUUAUACAGAUAAAUCUAAUUCUUCAGCAAAGCUUUGUAAUAUCUUCGUAGUUCUCUUCAUGUGAUUAUGAUAAUAAGACAGUCUCGUGAGUCUUGUACAUACCUCGCCAUGGUCUCCGAGUAUUUAAGAAUACGAAUCGCACUAAUCGACGUUGUAUAGACAAGAGUGAUAACAAAAUUUUGUAUGGAUUUUUUAGAAUGCUGAAAAUAAAUCAGGUUUUUAAGGAA
Nematostella vectensis (starlet sea anemone) is the source of this 7699-nucleotide messenger RNA. RefSeq names its product bromodomain adjacent to zinc finger domain protein 2B. Lineage: Eukaryota; Metazoa; Cnidaria; Anthozoa; Actiniaria; Edwardsiidae. The record is from RefSeq and is a predicted model, not a curated record. The transcript is spliced from 41 exons. Gene Ontology annotation, molecular function: DNA binding; protein binding. The coding region runs from base 1105 to 7254 and encodes 2049 amino acids.